AACUCUACGACACGGGAAGCAGGAAGUUCGACGAUAGACAACUUUGCUGCUUGGGUUGCAUAGCUAGCGUUUCGUUGAUCAAAACCAUUGUAGUCGGCGAGUCGGAAACCUUGUAUACAUAAUGGGAAAAGGUGGUGGAACCUUUGAGAGGCUUCUUGACAAGGCCACAAGCCAGUUGUUACUGGAAACAGACUGGGAGUCCAUUCUGCAGAUCUGUGACCUCAUCCGCCAAGGAGACACGCAGGCGAAAUACGCAAUCGGUGCCAUUAAAAAGAAGCUAAAUGAUAAGAAUCCUCACGUGGCCCUCUAUGCUCUUGAGGUGCUGGAGUCUGUUGUGAAGAACUGUGGACAGACAAUCCAUGAUGAGGUGGCCAGCAAGCAGACCAUGGAGGAGCUCAAAGAACUUCUUAAGAUGUUGAACAGCAGUGAUUGUAAAAGUGACACCAAAGCUUUUCAAAAUCCUGUGUCCAGAAAAGUGAACCCUCCUGUGAAACAGACGGAGCCGAAUGUCAGGAACAAGAUCCUCUACCUGAUCCAGGCGUGGGCCCACGCCUUCCGCAACGAGCCAAAGUACAAGGUGGUCCAGGACACCUACCAGAUAAUGAAAGUGGAGGGACAUGUGUUCCCUGAGUUCAAGGAGAGCGAUGCCAUGUUUGCGGCUGAGAGGGCCCCGGACUGGGUGGAUGCAGAGGAGUGCCAUCGCUGCAGAGUUCAGUUCGGAGUAAUGACGCGCAAGCACCACUGCAGAGCCUGUGGGCAGAUCUUUUGUGGGAAGUGCUCCUCGAAGUACUCGACAAUCCCCAAGUUUGGCAUUGAGAAGGAAGUGAGAGUGUGUGAGCCCUGCUUCGAGCAGCUCAACAAAUCCCUUCUCCUCAGCAGCCACCCCUCCCUCUCUCCCCCUCCUAGGAAGUCCGAGGGCAAGGCCCCCAGCGUCGCGCCGUCCGAGCUUCCGCCCGAGUACCUGACUAGCCCUCUCUCCCAGCAGUCCCAGGUCUGGGAUGCGACGGCUCCGCCACCACAGAUGCCCCCGAAGCGCGACGAGGCGGCCCUGCAGGAGGAGGAGGAGCUGCAGCUCGCCAUUGCCCUGUCUCAGAGUGAGGCCGAGGAGAAGGAGCGCAUGAGGCAUAAGGGCUCCUAUGGGGUGUACCCGAAAGCUGAGCCGACCCCCGUGACCUCGUCUGCCCCUCCUGUCAGCACCCUCUACUCCUCUCCAGUGAACUCCUCUGCCCCUUCAGCUGAAGAUGUGGAUCCUGAGCUGGCCCGAUACCUCAACCGGACCUACUGGGAGAAGAAACAGGAAGAGGUGCGCAAAAGCCCCACCCCCUCUGCUCCAGCUCCUGUGCCAUUGGCUGAAGCUCCUAUGCCAAUCAGCCAGCCCGUGGAGACCCACACACCUGUUGUUCAGCCAGUCAACAUUGUGGAGCAGCAGUACCAGAACGGUGAGUCAGAGGAGAACCAUGAGCAGUUCCUCAAGGCACUGCAGAACUCUGUCACCACCUUCUUGAACCGCAUGAAGAGCAACCACAUGCGCGGACGCAGCAUCACCAACGACAGCGCUGUCCUCUCCCUCUUCCAGUCCAUCAACAACAUGCACCCGCAGCUGCUGGACAUCCUCAACCAGCUGGACGAGAAGAGACUAUACUACGAGGGUCUGCAGGACAAGCUGGCCCAGGUGAGAGAUGCGCGCGCGGCCCUGAACGCGCUGCGGGACGAGCACCGGGAGAAGCUGCGACGUGCUGCCGAGGAGGCCGAGAGGCAGAGACAGAUCCAGCUGGCCCAGAAACUAGACGUCAUGAGGCAGAAGAAACAGGAGUACCUGGAGAUGCAGCGUCAGCUGGCCAUCCAGAGGCUGCAGGAGCAGGAGAAGGAGCGGCAGAUGCGCCUGGAGCAGCAGAAGCACACCAUCCAGAUGAGGGCGCAGAUGCCUGCCUUCUCACUGCCUUACGCACAGAUGCAGUCACUUCCCCCUAACGUGGCAGGAGGGGUGGUGUACCAACCUGCCGGCCCCCCCAGUUACCCCGGCACCUUCAGCCCCGCUGGCUCCGUGGAGGGCUCCCCCAUGCACAACGUCUACAUGGGCCAGCCCGGACAGACUGGAGGCCCCUACCAGGCCAUGCCCCCGACAGAUCCAAACAUGGUGAAUGCCUACAUGUACCAGAAUGCAGGCAACAACGCCCAAGCGCCACCCCCAGGGCAGGCUCCACCCACCACCACCCCUGCCUACUCCAGCUACCAGCCCACCCCGACACAGGGCUACCAGAACGUGGCGUCUCAGGCCCAGUCUGUUCCUCCCAUGUCUCAAGCUGGGCCCACUAACGGCAUCGCCUACAUGGGCUACCAGCCCUACAACAUGCAGAACAUGAUGACCGCUCUGCCAGGACAGGACCCUAACAUGCCCCCACAGCAACCUUACAUGCCUGGACAGCAGCCCAUGUAUCAGCAGAUGGCGCCCCCUGGUGGUCAACAGCAGCAGGCGCAACAGCAGCCUGUUCAGGGCCCCCCAGGCAGUGCAGAGGCUCAACUCAUCUCCUUUGACUGAUACCGGCCCCCGCUCAUCCUGCAGCCUGUGGGGUCCAACACACUACACCCUCCAACCUCCAACUCCUCCUUCCUCUUCUCCUUUCCCUAAACCCCUGGUUUCACCCACACCUUUCUCCCAAACACGUAUAACCCUACCCAAAGCCGUGCACCACCCCAAAGUCCACUCCCUCCCUCCCUCCCUCUUAAGAUGAAGUAGGAGCUGGGAAGAAUGGAAAGUCAUGAGAGGGAAGACCUGCACCUCCAUUCUCUGCCAACUCUCUCUCUCCUCCUCUGUCUGUCCUCACCUAUGUGCGUAGUCUCGUCCUUAUCCGGUGGAUUGCAGAAGCUCAGAUGUAGUAAAUGGUGUAGAAUUUAAAACAAGUAAGAAACAACAUCAACAACAACAAGAAAAAGACACAACCAUCUUUUUGUCUCAUUUUUCUAUAGCAGAUUUGCAUGUGUUCAGUGAUUCUUUUAAGAUGCGAAAGUGUGUGUAUGUGCUUGGGAGAGAGAGAUGUGUGUGUGUGUGUAGGUGCGUGCAUGGUGGUAUGUGAUGGCCCUUCUCCCCUCCUUAUAGUGCUUUGUUCACUGAUGUGAUCUGUUUCAAAAUGCUGGUUUAGGGUCUAUAUUGCCAUGAAGGAUGGAUAAGGUGAACGCUUGCCAGGUUAAACCACCCUCAACACUCUCGAUUGACAGCGACACGGAUAGAACCCUCUAAUCAGGGCCUCCGUGUUUCCAAGAUGGAGCCCGUUCUCUGUCCCAGUUCCAUGCAAAUCGACAUUCCAGUGUUUUUUGUCAUUCACUAACAAAUCUGCUAUACAGGACCAUCCACUCACUUGACUGUCCAACUUGCUCAUUCAAACCUUCAUACGUGCUUGUAGAGAUGGGAGAUGAUAGGUGUGGUGUGGAGAGAGAAGUUUCAAAUGAGCACAGUAGGUGUGAAAAUAUUUACACUGUCUACACAGAUGAAUAGCACAUAGUCAAAUGUGGAGUGGGGUACAGCUGCCAUUUUAUCACCUCGUUUGUUCUGAGCUAUCUUUGCAAAGAAUCCCGGUCCAUGACGUACUGCAUACAGGCGGUCGCUCUUCAUCUUUAGUGAAUAAUGUUGGUCAGGGGGGGAAUCAUUGAUCAUUAGUGACCACAGUGCAACUUGCGGGCAUCAGGUCAAUUGCACACACACUAAAAUCCCGUUUAAUCAGUAAGAGAGUUGUUGCUGGGAACGCGAGUUGGUAGUUUUUAAAAUGGAUGUGAGGACGAAGGUGUGAAUGUGUGACGAAAUCUUUUCAUUGUGCAUUGCUUUGUCUGCGAACGUGUGUGUGAGUGUGUGUUAGUUUUGGUGAGACUGCAGUGCUGUAGAAUGGUUCUAUAUUGCGCAUGUUUGUAACAUACACCAACCAGUGACUUCUGUAACCCUUUAACGGCAUUUGUGAACACUCUUCUAUCAUACUGAUCUGUCUGACUUCAAGAAUUAAUUGUAAGAUUAUAUUUAAUAAAUAUCUGGUUCUUUUAUUGUCCACA
This is a messenger RNA of Alosa sapidissima (American shad), 4038 nucleotides long. RefSeq names its product hepatocyte growth factor-regulated tyrosine kinase substrate (gene hgs). The transcript is spliced from 22 exons. Bases 122 to 2539 code for a protein of 805 amino acids. Gene Ontology annotation, molecular function: ubiquitin binding; phosphatidylinositol binding; metal ion binding. The record is from RefSeq and is a predicted model, not a curated record. NCBI's taxonomy places the organism in Eukaryota, Metazoa, Chordata, Actinopteri, Clupeiformes, Clupeidae.